AUAGAUAAAAACUGUUUGCGGAUAUAAAAGCUAGUAUAAGAGUGACGUUCUAAUCAAUUUCACUUUUAAAUUUCGAGUCGUUUUAAAUUGCCAUGCCUCGUGUUACGACAAUCCUUAUCGUUCUGGCUCUUUGCGUCGCAACUGUCGUCUGCACGCCCACUUGCGGACCAAAUGCGAUUUUUUCUAACUGUGCGAGCGCCUGCCCCAUAACUUGCAAAAAUUAUCUUAAUCCACCAAAAUAUUGUAUUCAAGUCUGUGUAAAACGGUGUAAAUGUUUAAACGAACGUAUAUUAAACAAUAAAGGAGAAUGUGUCUUACCCAAUGAAUGCUACUAAUUAUUCAUGAUGGCGAGAAAUGUUCACGUAAAGUUCCGUAAAAAUGUCUAAUUUAACCAAAUCGAAAGACCCGAAUACACGCUUCUAUAAUAAAAUAUGAUAAUAUUAUAUUUUAUGAAUCGUAUCUUUCUUUUACCUGACGUUAACUCGAAUGUUUGUUACAAUGUUUAUCGACUACUCUAAUUUGUUUAUACACAUAAUCAAUAAUUGUUAUUGCACAUUAUAACAAUGCAUUAUUUCCUAUGACCUUUAAUUCACACUUCUCUUAUACAAUUUACUAUCUUAUAUUAUAAUGUAUUUACUAAAGUAGAUAUAAUAGAUAUUUUAAUUUUCUAGUCUCUUAAUCUUUUUAUAUAGCGCAAAAUAUAAAGGAAUAUGAACUUGAGCCUACUAUUCGUAACAUUAACCGUACUAAGCCUAGUCAAAUGAUCGGUUCAAAAUUUAAUUAUGAAUUUAUACAUUUAUAUUAUUUUUUUCCAUUGAUCAUUAACUAUCUGUAAAUUCUUAGAUUCUCUAAUUAAUCAAUUUCUCACCUUUGCAUUUUCUUUCUUUCGUUUCUAUUGAAGAAAUGUAUUGCCUAGCUUAUUUACCGUGACCAAUCAUUUGAUCGGUGUACAAAUUUUAUAUCAUUUUCAAAAUUUUUCUACCUGACACCUUAUUUCUGGACUUAAAUAUCAUAAUUAUAGAUAAUUGCAUACAUCUUAACACAAUUUGCUUCUAAUUUCACAUGUACGGAACAGAUUUAUUGAGAAUAGUCAAAAUAGUUACAAGUCCGAUAUGAAUCUGACUAUUCAUAAAGGAAAAUAUAGAAAGAA
Vespula vulgaris is the source of this 1150-nucleotide messenger RNA. RefSeq names its product venom peptide SjAPI-2-like. The transcript is spliced from 3 exons. The record is from RefSeq and is a predicted model, not a curated record. Lineage: Eukaryota; Metazoa; Arthropoda; Insecta; Hymenoptera; Vespidae. The coding region runs from base 93 to 335 and encodes 80 amino acids.